UGAAACAUGUAUAUUUCAUUUUAUUGAACAUUUGGAAGCAGCAUUUUGAAGAAAGGAUAAGUGACAAUACAUUUUCCUAUUUUAGCAAGGUAGAUGGACACGUAAGACAAUGUUUCAAAAUCUGAAGGAACUGUGGAAGGUAUACAAAAUGCUGCGUUUUGAAUAAACCUGCUCCUCCCACUCCAUCUCUCCCUGUCUGAAAAAUGGCGAAAGCCAUGGUUGUUGAAUUCCGAGUCCUCCCUCCCAUGACAUGUGCCCUUGUUAAGGACAUUAAUCCCCUUGUGUCUGUGCAAUUAUCUUCAGCGCAUCUUCCUACAAGAAUAAGGGCCGUGUCUUUAAACGAAAUUCUCCCAAAUGCCCUUCGCCGGAAGCACAAUCCACACUGGACUGGAGGGUUCAGCCUGGGGGUAGACUUGGGAAUGUCCCGCACUGGCCUUGCCCUCAGCAAAGGCUUCUCAGUUCGUCCUCUAUCGGUCCUGAAAUUGCGUGGCCAAAAGCUGGAACUCCAACUUCUAGAAAUUGCAGGCAGAGAGGAGGUUGAUGAGUUCAUCAUUGGACUUCCAAUAUCUAACGAUGGGAAGGAGACGCCUCAGUCUAACAAAGUUCGAAGCGUGGCCGGAAGACUCGCCGCCAGAGCCGCGGAGAGGGGUUGGAGAGUAUACCUGCAGGAUGAACAUGGCACAUCAGAGGAGGCCCUUAGCUUCAUGAUUGAUAUGGGCCAUAGCAAGUCUGCUCGCCAAAACAGAAUAGAUGCUUAUGCUGCCAUGAUGGUACUCGAGAGAUACUUUUCCAUGGCAGGCCAGGGAACUGAACUCGUAUUGCCCAAGCAGUUGGAACUCCAAGAAAAACUUCGAAGGGGGCCACCCAAGGAUGCAGACUUUUUUCCUGAAGAUUUUGAUGGUUAGCCUUUAAGUUUAUUUACUUCCUGUCAAGGCUAAUGAAGAAAAUAAGAUUCAGAAGCCUUCAACAAUUUUGUGGUCCUCCCCAUUCUUUGAAAUAUGAGUAGGUAUUUUGGGAUGCUUUGUAUGUUGUGUUGUUACAUGGGUAGUGAAUCAUUUUUCUUAGAAA
Vitis riparia (riverbank grape) is the source of this 1068-nucleotide messenger RNA. RefSeq names its product putative pre-16S rRNA nuclease. The record is from RefSeq and is a predicted model, not a curated record. Lineage: Eukaryota; Viridiplantae; Streptophyta; Magnoliopsida; Vitales; Vitaceae. The coding region runs from base 204 to 905 and encodes 233 amino acids. Gene Ontology annotation, biological process: rRNA 5'-end processing. The transcript is spliced from 6 exons.